AUGUCAGGCCAUCACCACCACGAUCAUGGCCCUGGAGGUCACUGUCACGACGAAGGCCACGACCAUUCCGAUGACAUCACUCCAGCUCUGCAAUCACUCUUGUACUCGCAGAUCCAGUUUGAGAUGGUGUCUACUCUGAACGAAUCUGUCUCCCGCGCCGGCGCCGCUAUUCUUCAAAAGCCGUGGACUGAAAGGUUGAGUGAGCAGCCUGAGCUCGAGAGCGAUGCCGACGAACAACUCCUGAUGCACAUUCCAUUUGCCGGGCAGGUCAAACUACAUUCGCUCCUAAUCUACACAGCGCCAACCCCAUCUGCGCCCAAGACACUCAAACUCUUCAAAAACCGAAACGAUAUCGACUUCUCCAUGGCAUCAGACCUCAAGCCCACCCAAACGAUCGAAGUACCUCAGCCUGUUCCGGGAACUGACGUCUUCGAGCUACCCCUCAGUCGCGCUUCGUGGAACGCCACUACAUCGAUUACUCUGUUUUUCGAGGACAAUUGGGGCGAUGAAGAGAUCACUAAAAUCGGGUAUUUGGGGUUCAAGGGACAGUUCAUGGCUUUGAACCGUGAGCCUGUGAGCGUGAUGUACGAGGCAGCUGCGAAUCCAAGUGAUCAUGUCGCUAUUCAGGGCGUACAUGGAAUUGGAGGAAGAAUUAUGCCAGGACAAUAG
Messenger RNA from Talaromyces atroroseus, 669 nucleotides. RefSeq lists its product as hypothetical. Gene Ontology annotation, cellular component: nucleus. The transcript has 3 exons. NCBI's taxonomy places the organism in Eukaryota, Fungi, Ascomycota, Eurotiomycetes, Eurotiales, Trichocomaceae. Bases 1 to 669 code for a protein of 222 amino acids. The record is from RefSeq and is a predicted model, not a curated record.